This is a messenger RNA of Glycine soja, 993 nucleotides long. RefSeq names its product peroxisomal membrane protein 11B-like. Bases 118 to 789 code for a protein of 223 amino acids. Gene Ontology annotation, biological process: peroxisome fission; regulation of peroxisome size. The transcript has a single exon. The record is from RefSeq and is a predicted model, not a curated record. NCBI's taxonomy places the organism in Eukaryota, Viridiplantae, Streptophyta, Magnoliopsida, Fabales, Fabaceae. Gene Ontology annotation, cellular component: peroxisomal membrane.
UGAAGUAAUAAAAGUCUAACCACAAACUUCUCUUAUCCAAGAAAGCAGCAUCUGUGAGCCAAGUAAGUUAAAGAUUUCUAAAGCUGGGACAAAGUUGACAUACCCAGAAGCAGAAGCAUGAAUGACUCAGUGGACAAACUGGUAAUCUUCCUAGCAAAGAGAGAUGGCAUAGACAAGGUGGUGAAGACGUUCCAGUACGUGUCAAAGCUCGUAAACUGGCACGUGGAAGGCACGCAGGCGGACAUAUCGAGGAGGUUCAAGCAAUGGGAAGUGGCCUCAGGGCUCAGCAGAAAAGCCUUCAGAACUGGAAGGUUCCUCAGCGGCUUCAACGUUCUUCGCAGAAACCCAGGCUCCACCCUUUCUCUUAGGCUACUAGCGGUGCUCGCAAAUGCAGGGGAAAUGGUGUAUUUCUUCUUCGAUCACUUUCUUUGGUUGGCAAGGAUUGGGACCAUAGACGCAAGCUUGGCGAAGAAGAUGAGUUUCAUAUCCGCGUUUGGUGAGUCUGUUGGGUAUGUCUUCUUCAUCAUAGCUGAUUUCAUUAUGCUCAAAGAAGGGAUCAAGGCACAGAGAGAGCUGAGCAGCUCCAAGGAGGAAGAGAUCAAAAUAGGGAUUCAGAAGAUCAGAAGCGAUAGAAUCAUGAGGCUAAUGGCAGUGGCUGCUAAUGUUGCGGAUUUGUUCAUAGCAAUAGCGGAGAUUGAGCCAAACCCUUUCUGCAACCACACUGUUACGCUUGGUAUUAGUGGCUUGGUUUCUGCUUGGGCUGGUUGGUAUAGAAAUUGGCCUUCAUAAACCUAAGCUAGCAAGACCAUGCAGGCUGUAAUUUUGUUUUUUUUUUUUUUUUACGUACGUCUAAUAUUAAUGGAUGCUGAAUAAAUACUUUAAAUUUAAUCGUGUCUAGCUUAUAAACUCUUAACAUGGUUUUUUUGUUAUGUGGGUAAAAGGUCGUCAUUGUACGUGUUUUCUGAGUUAUUAAAAAAGAACAUCUGAAAAUCA